AUGGAGAAAUUCAUAGAAAGCCUGGCUGAGCUCUUCGAAGCUUUCCCGUCCGCAACCGUGACGAUAACAUACUCCAAUAAAAAUAAAAAGAAGAGCCUGGACAAUGAAGCGCCAGCCAACAGUGUGAAGUUCAAGUGCACUGAGCCCAAACUGGGGAAAACCAUCCAAUAUUCAACCAGAAAGGCCAAGGAAUUGUCAAGACUUUUGACGUAUUUUGGUCCUCGUGGCGUGAGUAAGAAGAGAAAAGCAGACAGUGAAGCUGAAGAUGCUCAGACGUCGAAGAAGAUCAAGUCUGAGGUUACUGGUGUGGCGAGCGUCAUGAGUAACUCGAAAUUCGAGGAACCACAAAUAGAACCUGAAACUCAGCCCGUUGAGCUGACACCUGCUCCAGAGGAGACUAAGGAGAAGACGCCACAACCUCUGUCCAAGAGUAAGAAAAAGAAGAAGGGUAAGAAGAAGUAA
Molecule: messenger RNA, 462 nt
Organism: Candidozyma haemuli
Lineage: Eukaryota; Fungi; Ascomycota; Pichiomycetes; Serinales; Metschnikowiaceae
Product: signal recognition particle subunit
Exons: 1
Coding region: 1-462 (153 amino acids)
Source: RefSeq, a predicted model, not a curated record